Molecule: messenger RNA, 3207 nt
Organism: Dermacentor silvarum
Lineage: Eukaryota; Metazoa; Arthropoda; Arachnida; Ixodida; Ixodidae
Product: nascent polypeptide-associated complex subunit alpha, muscle-specific form
Exons: 5
Coding region: 1-3207 (1068 amino acids)
Source: RefSeq, a predicted model, not a curated record
AUGUCCGCAGGCACUAAACUUGGGUCGUGGCCUGAAUGGAGUGCAGCUCUGAUCGCUGCUUUCAGCCCGCUCACGUAUGCCUGCGUCGAGCCCGACCAGCAGUGCUCUACGGCCGGAUCUCCUCAGGAGCACCACUUUGACGCACCAGUCGUGCCCAGUAACGCCUCGCCAGGGACGCCCGGAGGCUGCCCCGCCACAGAAGCCGGCUCCCCGAGUGUCGUCGCGGGCCCCAUCGCAGACGGUGGGAAGCGCAAGGCGACUACCACUCCCGCUUCGAGUCACCACCGAGUGGCAGAUCCCAAACCAGCAUCAUUAGCUCCACCACAACCUCUGAACACGCAGCAAGUCACCGCUGCUACUUUCACGCGGCCGUCUACGCCGGCUGAGCUGCUGCGACGAAAACCGUGCAUAGCUCAGAAUCCGCAGCAUCUUGCCACUGUAGCUGCACCCGGGAAGGUUUUGGCAGAUUGCUCCGCCACCUGCCCCACUGUAGACCCAGAGCGAGAGCCAUUUGUACCACCACGGCUCCUCGACUCUGCGGCGGCUUUCGACACCGUACCAUCGCUUUCAGAGACCAAGACCACUUUUGGUCCAAAGCAUUCAGUGCAACGGCUCUCAGCCACUUCAACGCAGGGGCGCAUGGAGGCGCCGACGCUACCACUCCGAGAGCCCGACCAGUCCACGGAUCAUGGCAGGGAGAUGCUUCCUGACUCGUCGGAGCCACAUCUCUGCAUGUCUACGCAGCCAAGCAAAUCGGGACGCCGCCGGGGAAGCAAGAAGGAUGACCCGUUUGGGGCCCCCGGGUCAGCUCCCGAUGAAGCAGAAGGAGUCUCACCUACGUACAGCGCCGUCCGAGAAAGGGACAUGGAAUCGGCGAUCACGAUGGACCUUGGCUCUAUGGCUCCGAUGUCGAGCACACUCACUGGAAAGAAACAAAAACCACCACCACAACCACCACAACUGGCCCAGCCAGCAUCCGACCAGCUAGCAUCGAUAUUGUCCGCUAAAAAAGAAAAGAAGCGACACCAUCGCCGCCAUCGCAAGGAGUCUGCAGCGGAGGUCGACGAGGGCAACCUCGAGUAUACAGCGACAACAGCUCUUCCGGAAGGGCUUAAACCAGACACAGUGGCAGGCGCCAUGUCUCUCUCCCAGAUGCAAGUCGCCGCCGCACCGGGACGACAAGCCCCGACCGGCACCAGGCAGGUGUCACCACGAACGGCUGCCAUGGCACAGAGACCAGUUUUUCAAGGCGCUACAGCGAGCACGAGCUCGUUACUAGACGGCACCCAACAGGCGGCACUUGCACCACGUACGCCCUCCAUGUCGACGUCAUUCACGUCGUCAACGACAGCUCCGGCUGCCCAUUAUCCUCCAGAACGUCCGCCAGCGGGGCCCGCCAGCGUCACGCGACCAGUAGCGGGUUCAGUCGAUGACUCCAGCAAGGUGACCCCUUCUGAUUUUGAGCGCCAGUCAACAGGCACCCGCGCAGCCACUAUGGCAUUGUCGGUUUCUCAGGCGCCAGGUGCUCUGCAGAAAAAAGACGAGACCAGCACUGCGCUACGCGAGUUACCGAAGCAGCAGUCUGAGCUCCCCAGUGCCGACUCUUCUACGUCGACUACGGGUAGCACCCUCCGCACGCUGGCUCGGCAGAGCAGUGCAAUUAGACAACAGUCAUUCUCGCUGGCGCGCGCGGCUGCCAAGUUGGCUCUAAAACCCAACAUUCAAGACAACGAGGAGGAGUCGGCUUCAGAGGAUGAGGAGGAAUCUCUAUCUCCGUCUACGCGAAAAGCAGCGCUACCGCCAUCGAACCUGGAAUUGUUCCCACAAGCCCAAGGAUAUUCCCAAUGGCAACCAUUCCCACCGAGAGCACCACCUGCCACUUACAGAUAUCCACAACUUUCUCCGCAAAACGGAGGCUCCCUAUGGCCUGGCGCCCAGCUACUAAGUAGUCAACCGUCCGCAAUCCGGCCGGUCUACAACAUUGGCGCUGCUUACGGACAGCAGCCAAAUCAAGCUUACAACUACAGCCAAGCAUUCCAAAAUUUCACGGCCCCGAACGUCGCUCCCGUAAACUCUACCCGGCCCGACUAUCAGCCACAGAACCCUCAAACAGUACAGAACUUCGGACCAAGGCCCACUAUGGCUGAGGUCACGAACACAACAGCGGUCCCUUCUCAAAGGAGCUUAAUGUUUGAGGCCAUGAACGCUAGCAGCGUUCGCGGUGGUGGCAGCACCUUCAUCACAGCCGUUAACCCUAGACAACAAGCUAGCGAGGUUUUGCCCGAUGGCACUUCUGUCGAGACGGGGUUCGCCAGAACCACGUUCCUGCAGAGCCGACCGAGCGAAGAGCGGCCGCUUCCCGCUAAAAAAGUAAUAGCCUGGUCCAUGAAUAAGUCUGCCCCAACUACGGCCUCUCGUCCCCCUGCAGCGUCUACAUCAUCCAUGCCUGCUCAGCAACCUGUUCCAUCUACUUCGGGCAGGAGAAGCUCUGAGACAAUGAUGGCCUGCUACUGCAAGUGCCACAGCUGUGCUGGUGAGGGCCACGGUUACCAGGAUGGCCAGCAGGGCGUGAGCUUGGAGAAGCUUCUGAGGCACGAAGACGGCAUUCGCUGGGACGAGCAGCUUCGCGAGCGUAGCCGGCUACUACGCGAAGAGAGAAUUCGCCAAGACGAGAGGCUCCAAACGCGGCAGCGGCUGCAGGACCAGGAACAGCUGCUCCGCGAGGAGCGGCAGUUCAGGGCCGACCUUGAGCGAAGACGUGAGGCCGACCGGGCUUUGGAGCGGGCACUCGAGAGGGAGAGUGAAGCGGACGCCAGGGCCAACGCAGCCGUCAUACAGAUUUUGGCGAGCACGAGGGCCCAAGAAAUCACUCGCUCAUCCGGUGGUGCCGACCAAGACACACAGGCGGCAGCAGAACAAGAGGGCGGAGCCUCAUCGAGCGAGGACGAUGCCGUGUUCGGGUCUGUCUCAUCGACGCUCGGCAAGCCUGCAAAUAAAGCAAGCAGUGAGCGACACUGCUCAGACGCUGGCAUUCAGCUACCGCAGACACCCUUGCAGCUGAGCCGGACGCCUUCGAGAACUGCUUCGUUAGAGCAACUGCCUACGGCGUGUGGUUUGAAGUCUACGAGAGAGAACCGCGUCAACACAGCAUCCACUUCUGACAAGGUGUCUGGCGAGUCCGAAAAGUUCGAUGAUGCCAAAUCCUGA